Molecule: messenger RNA, 1816 nt
Organism: Nycticebus coucang (slow loris)
Lineage: Eukaryota; Metazoa; Chordata; Mammalia; Primates; Lorisidae
Gene: CABP2
Product: calcium binding protein 2
Exons: 6
Coding region: 1076-1639 (187 amino acids)
Molecular function (GO): calcium ion binding
Source: RefSeq, a predicted model, not a curated record
GGUGUUUAGAAGACCCUCAGGAGGAAGUGUGGGGAGGCCAUGCAUUCCAGGGGGCCUUGGGCCCAAGUGGCUUCCCUCACCAGCAGAAAUGCUCAGAGAUAAUCCCGGAUUAGGACCCAAGCCCCCGGGGCCCAGGGUCCCCCGCCUCCGAUCUUCCCCACAAAACCCUAGGAAAAUCCCCUGCAGUACUCCCAGGCUGGCAAGAGUCUGCAGCAUCCUCUGGGGCCUGGUCCUGGGCCGCCCCCGGGACUCCAGUCCUGGCAUGGUUCAGGGGGACAUGGGGAACUGUGCCAAGAGGCCCCGGUGCCGGGGGCCAAAGGUAGGAGGGCUAAAGGGGAAAAGUCUUCCGAGGUAGGACUAAACCCUAAAGGGCCAGUUGGGGUGGGCAGAGUCCUAAAAGGGUGGAGCUGGGCCUGGCAGGGGAGUGCACGGAUGGAGAGGGUGGCUGUGCACUGCCUCAGAAUGAGAUUUUCUUCCUGGAAGCCCCAGACUCUGACUCAUCCUGGUCUUGGCUCCCACAGACCACUUGGUCUCCCUGCCAAGGUCCCCAGGUCCCACCUGGCUGUCCCAUCACUUGCUGCAGGUCCCUGCUCUCUGCUAGCCAGCCUUGAUCUAGAAGACACAGCUUGAGCACAGGGUCUCACUCUGCCCCUGGCUUUCUCAGUGACCUUGGCCAAGUCCCUUGGCUUUUCUGGGCCUCAGUUGCCCAAAUGAACAGUUAGGGGACGGCCCCUAUCAAGCUAAUGUGUUAAGGGGUGAGGGUCCCAAACACCCUGAGCCCCUUCCCCGUGGUCCUAUGCUGGGUUCCAAAGAGGGGAGAGGCUGGUGGGCCAGGGGAAGAGGGGUGGUCAGGUCCAGUGCUCAGCAGCCACUGCCCCAGCUCAUGGCUGGCUCUGCUACAGGACCCCUGGCAAUGGCCCAGCUCCUCCCCCAGGGGCUCCCACCAUAGCCCCAGCCCCAGCCCCAAGGAACAGGGGGUGCCCAGGCCGGGCGUCCAGGGCUACUCGGUGCUCAGCAGCCUGGUGGGGCCUGCCUGCAUCUUCCUGCGGCCCAGCAUCGCCGCCACCCAACUCGUAUGUACGGCCACCCGCCCACAAGCCCACCUACACUUGUCCUCUCACUUUGCCUCUCCUUGAACAGGGAGAGUGGAUUGAGUGGGGACAUCAGAGCAGAGGCAUACAGAUCCAGGGACCGGGAGCUGCGGCCUGAGGAGAUUGAAGAGCUGCAGGUCGCCUUCCAGGAGUUUGACCGAGACCGGGAUGGCUACAUCGGCUGCCGGGAGCUGGGUGCCUGCAUGCGAACCCUGGGCUAUAUGCCGACCGAGAUGGAGCUCAUCGAGAUCUCACAGCAGAUCAGUGGUGGGAAGGUGGACUUUGAAGACUUUGUGGAGCUGAUGGGCCCCAAGCUGCUGGCGGAGACGGCAGACAUGAUCGGUGUCAGGGAGCUGCGGGAUGCCUUCCGGGAGUUCGACACCAACGGGGAUGGCUGCAUCAGCCUGGCCGAGCUGCGGGCAGCCCUCAAGGCCCUGCUGGGGGAGCGCCUCAGCCAGCGGGAGGUGGAUGAGAUCCUGCAGGACAUCGACCUCAAUGGGGACGGCCUGGUCGACUUCGAAGAAUUUGUACGAAUGAUGUCUCGCUGAGCCUGCACAGAAACUAGUGGCAGCAGACAGGACUUGAGGACAACCACAGCCUCUACCUGCCAGGUUGUUCCUUGGAGCCCACCACCUCCAUCUGGGACCCUUCUCUCCAUCCCCACUUAUGUGCAAUGCCCUUGCCUGCCUUCUCCCCCACCACUGCUCCUCCAUUGAAGCCCCCUG